CUUGCUGGCCGAACUGGGGGGCACUCAUUAAUGCAACUGCAUACUAGCUCGACGAUGGCUGCCGUCGCUGUCCAACGACCGUACCGCGGCUCCCGGGUGUCGUCUUUCUACCCAGUAAAGUCGGUGCCUCCUUUGUCUUCCUUGGACAGCGCCUUUCAGCUCCAAGAGUACAUCUCGCUUCUUAUUCGUCUUGACGUUCACGAUGUCGAUACCAUAGUCUCAUUACCCGGAAAAACUACCCUUAAGGGCAAGGGCAAGGACAAGGAUACCGAUGAAUCUGGCCAAGAUGCUCCCGAAAGCGACGGAAAAAUGGUAGAGGACGGUGAACGCAAGGGCGAGCCAUCCGUCGACCGGGCGUGUUGGAUCUACGAGCAAUUGCGUCGCCUCGCUCAGGACCUUUCGCACCCCCUCAUUACCACACUACAGCAAGAAUGUACCCGAAGCUCCUGCCCACAGAUGCAGGCUGGUGAAUGGCUUUAUUUAUGUGUCGCUCACGGGAACGAUGAGGCCUUGGAGCAAUGUUGUGCCAUCGAUUACAUUGUCCACACAGUGGAUAGCGCGACUGCACUAUUAAAUUCUCCAAGGGCGUUUCCAUCUCGGCUCUCUAUUCCACAGUCAUCGCACCGUCAUUUUUCCUCUCUUGCAAGAAGGCUUAGCCGGAUCUUCUCGCACGCCUAUUUCCAUCACCGGGAGGCGUUCCAGCAAGCCGAAGCCGACUCACCGAGUCUUUUCGACUUGGUUCCCCCAGAAUUUCUGGUCAUACCAGAGAGCGCCAUUCAGGCAGAUUGCAGAAGUCGGGAGGACGUUGAACCGCCUCGUCUUCUCGCUGCUGCAGUUCAUCCCGAUCGAACUUCUCCCAGCGACAACCCUGUUGCAGAGCAAACUCACUCUAUACCUGCAAUGGAUAGUGGUGCGCCGGUCUACUCGCAGACGGAGGACACUGGCUCUAUGGGCAGCCGCCAGCCCACGUCGAACACGAUGAUACUCAACGAGGUUCACAAUAUAACUGAGGAAUUGGUUAAAAGCGUACCCGGGAGCGAGGUCGGGAGCAGCACACUGGAUACUCAGGUUGUUGAUUCGGAGCCUUCUCUUCGACAAAUGUGGAUCGGCGAACAGACCGAGCUUCAGGAAAUGGGCGAUCCUCACGUGGCUGAGGAGCCGGUCCCAACGGCUCCAGGGUCACCGCCAGUCGAUGAAGUUCCCCUUAUAUCUCUCGUAGAAUUGCCAGAUUCUACAGAAGCCCCUUCGGCGACAUCUCUGCAGUCCGACCCCAUACUUCCUAUGCCCAAAAUAAAGGAAGAGCCCCCCUCAACCACCGCUUCGAUUGUUGCGAUGGCAACACCUGAGGAAAUCACGAUGACCGACCCAGCGUCAACUACGGAUGCAAACGAGCCGCCUUUUUCUGAAAUAAAAUUACCCGAGGAGUCGCAAUCCGCCUCUGAUCCAAACCUUGUGCAAGUGGAAGAAUUGCACCCAGCACACGUGGAACCUGAGACGAAGGAAUUUUCACUGGACCUUAGUGAACCUCCACCUUCAGAACCAGUACCACCAGAAAGCGACGUCACUGACGAGGCUAUAGUUCACGACGACGACGACGAAAAGGAGUAGUACAGAGAAUGUUGAAUUUUUUCAUGAACUUCACAUAUCACCUUCUUCGCGGCUCAUUCUCGUUGUACGCUCUCUCUGCCCUUGCUCACAAUUACUCAUGACUUCGACGUGAUUACUCCAAGAUGCGCUCUCAUUUAUGAUACCAGAUAUCUUACACCCUGUUCAAAAGAUGACUGGUACAUGAGGUUAUUUUUGAUCUCACCCGCCAAAGCACUACUGCGCUAUGCCCGCUAGCCAUUCCCAUCAGACUCUCGGCCAGUUCUAUAAAAAAUUCUAGAACACAUACAUUCAUGAAGGCAAUACAGGUCACGCUUACC
Messenger RNA from Pisolithus orientalis, 1925 nucleotides. Its product is annotated as mps one binder kinase activator-like 4. The record is from RefSeq and is a predicted model, not a curated record. Lineage: Eukaryota; Fungi; Basidiomycota; Agaricomycetes; Boletales; Pisolithaceae. The transcript has 7 exons. Gene Ontology annotation, cellular component: cytoplasm. The coding region runs from base 31 to 1608 and encodes 525 amino acids.